Ostreococcus lucimarinus CCE9901 is the source of this 165-nucleotide messenger RNA. RefSeq names its product Tat family transporter: pH-dependent thylakoid protein export into thylakoid. Lineage: Eukaryota; Viridiplantae; Chlorophyta; Mamiellophyceae; Mamiellales; Bathycoccaceae. The transcript has a single exon. The annotation marks the transcript as partial. Gene Ontology annotation, cellular component: membrane. Gene Ontology annotation, biological process: protein transport by the Tat complex. The record is from RefSeq and is a predicted model, not a curated record.
UUGUUCGGGCUCGGGCUUCCUGAAAUCGUCGUCAUCGGUGGCGUCGCCGCGGUGCUGUUCGGCCCGAGCAAGCUUCCCGAGCUCGGAAAGUCGCUCGGGAAGACGGUGAAGAGUUUUCAAGAGGCGGCCAAGGUGCGCGGCGAAGGCGUUGAUCGAGCGAGCGCG